Messenger RNA from Spinacia oleracea (spinach), 2616 nucleotides. RefSeq lists its product as uncharacterized. Bases 595 to 2616 code for a protein of 673 amino acids. The record is from RefSeq and is a predicted model, not a curated record. NCBI's taxonomy places the organism in Eukaryota, Viridiplantae, Streptophyta, Magnoliopsida, Caryophyllales, Amaranthaceae. The transcript is spliced from 4 exons.
UCUUCAGCCUUCAACUGCUUCCGCGCUUCUCGCGUGAGUCUUGGACUCGUUCUUGCUAGCUUGACGGCGCUGCCUAUCAUGGGCUUUAGGUCAACUUAUCAGCCCGUUUCUCGAGGACGCGUCUCAGUUGCUUGUACUUUGUCGCCUGUCCUUCGUCGGCUGUACCUCGUUGUAUGAUGCUACGUCGGACGUAUCUCCCUGGAGCUGUGUUUACCUGCGACACGAUAUGACCUGGCUGACACGACAUGACCAAACGUUAGAACGGUUAUGUCGUUAGUCCAAAAAGUGGGAUAACAGUUUGCCCCCAAUUGUGAAUUUGCGGAGUCACACAAAGCAAAAGAAACAAUUCAAAUUAAAAAACCGUCUUCAACUGCCUAGUUCGUGGGAUAAAACCGUUCAAAAUUCUAGAGUAAUAAAUACCAAUUCACGACAUGCAAUAAAGUUCUUCACACCAAGUUUUUCGAAAAAUUUCUAGAUCCGAAAGCAGGAGAGAGAAGAGGGAGAAAGCGAAGUCGAUUUUCGCACUGAGUUUGUUCGAUUUUCAGGUAAAAUUCGCUUUCUUUUUCGAUUUCCUUGUAGAUUUUUGUAAGUGAGAUGGGUAGAUCUAAGUCGGUUGUAGCGAGAGGAAAGGGGGAGUCGGGUUCCACUCGGGUUAAGUCCCUUAACCCGAUAUAUUCUACUGUGGUGGAUCCGGCGGCUUUUGUUGAACUUGCUGGUUUGCCGCCGUCGGCGGAAGUGAAGAUUCCCGGCUCGGAUGAGGAAGCCUUUGACUGUCCAGAGGGGUAUGUGGUUAUGUAUGAGUAUCCGUUCACAAUUGGCUUCAAAUUUCCUUUCACUCCUCUAGUUAGGUCCUUUAUCGAGGUUUUCCAUUUGAGUCCGGGUCAGUUGAUGCCCCAGAUAUGGCGGGUUUUCACGGUGGUGCAUGGAGUUACUGCGAACUGGCGUACGCCGUUUGACCUGUCUGAUUUGAUGUACUCUUACGACCUAGCACUGCAGAAGUGUUGUAGGUAUACCUUGGUUACGAAGAAGGGGAAGACGAACUUAGGUGUUGGUUUAGGUGUGAACGACAGGGGUUGGCAGAGUCGUUUUGUCUUUGUAGGCAAAGAUUCUCUGGGAGAUAAAGGGCGGUUUCUGGUCGAGGGAUGGACGAUGGAAGUUGUCAAGGGGUCGUCGUUGACUGAGUUGAACGCUGAUUCUGAGGAUAAGUAUCGGAAGUUCUUGGGUUAUUCUGUCGAGGAUAGGUCUUUCAGUCGCGACGGAGAGUUUUUAGACGAGCAGGAGGUGGACCGGUCAGGCGACGUCGCCGAGGAGGAGGAGAUAGACGAGGGAUCAGGUCAACUGACUCGUCGUCGGAAAAGGUUGGAUUUGCUUGAGGAGGUAGUGGCAAACUCGUCGUCCGCCGAAGGUGAAGUAGGUGAUAUGGCUGACAACUCAGAGCAUACUCUUUCGUCUCGGCCUGUGUCGAGGAUGUCUCAGAGCGAGAUUCAGGAGCGUGCAAGGAAGCGACUUAGGUCGUCCUCGACUUCUGGUGGACGGGGUAUGACGGUUGUACCUCGGUUUUCUGCGAUAGGUUCAUCGGCCGAGACGCCUGUCGUCAUAGGAGCCGAAGGCUUUCAUCCGAUUGCUUCGUCGUCGCCUCCACAGCCGUUCAAGGCGUCGUCUGCUGCUGUCGACGUUAGUAAAGUGUCUACUUCGUCGGCCAAGAAGCGACCUGUCGAGACGGAUCCUGUCGAGGAUACGAUUAUCACUUUGCCCCCAAGCUUCUUGGGUGAUGAAGAGGCGUCGGUUAUAUGGCCUUUCGCUGAUCGCUUGAUCUUGCCUACGACGUAUCGACGAUACCACGAGGUGGAUCCUCUUCCUGUCGCGUCGGACGCUGCUGAGCUUAGUCUGCGGGCGUCGCAGGCUGCCUUGGCUGUACGUAGGCAGUGUUCGUUGCUGUGCGACGAGGUGACGAAUGCAAGGCAGCUGACGGCGACGGCGAAGAAGGCGGCCGCAUCGUGGGAAGCGAAGUGGAAAGCUGCUGAGAAGAAGGUUGUGGAUCUUGCUGCGGUGAUUAAGGCCAAGGGUGAUCAAUUGAAAGGUAAGGAUAAGCAGUUAGCCGACGUGGCUAAAGAUCUGGAGAAAGUGAAGGAGGAGUUGACCUCGACGACAGAGGAAUUGGAUGGAUUGAGGAGCUUGUAUGACGCCCUGCAGGAGGAGGCGAAGGACGUCGAGGCUCUUGCUAUAUGGAGGACGCGGGCGCAGAUGAUGUAUUCCUGCCUGAUUGGGGAGACUAGCCUUUGGCCGUGUCAAAAGGAGGUGGAUGACUAUCUGGCUAAUGGCGGUACCAUGGCUGACCUGUCGGUGCCCGUGGUGGAUUCGGAGGAGUUGGCGAAGACGGCUGACACUGCUAGUACUGAGGCGACGGAGGUGGAUGCGGCUUUGUUGGUGGUGAGUGCGCCUGUUCCGGACCAAGAGGGGGAGGUUUUAGCUGUUGGGUGCGAAGAGGAGGCCCUUGCCGUCGUUUCUCAAGACGAGACGGUGGACGUGGCGUCGGUGGAGGUGCCAGUCGUGCCCCCAGAGCAAGAGCCGGAGCAGGAAGUCGUGGUCUCUACUCAGGAAGAAGGGAUGUAUUAG